This is a messenger RNA of Lottia gigantea (owl limpet), 5258 nucleotides long. RefSeq lists its product as hypothetical. Gene Ontology annotation, molecular function: beta-glucosidase activity. The transcript has 26 exons. The annotation marks the transcript as partial. Lineage: Eukaryota; Metazoa; Mollusca; Gastropoda; Lottiidae. Gene Ontology annotation, biological process: carbohydrate metabolic process. The record is from RefSeq and is a predicted model, not a curated record.
UAAUUCAUAUGCAUCACAGACUGUCGUGCAGUGAACAUCACAUAAUAUGUGGAUUAAAUAUAUACUUUUAUUCAGUUUCCUAACAUUUAGUGCUUGUGAAGACGACGAUGCUUUUUUAUUUGACAAAUUUCCAGCAGGAUUUAAAUGGGGUGUUGGAUCAUCUGCUUAUAAAGUAGAAGGCGGGGUUAUUGAUGAAGGUAAAGGUCUAAGUAUUUGGGAUGUAUACGCUCAGAAACCUGGUAAUAUUUAUAAAGAUCAAACGCCUGAUGUAGCUGCUGAUAGUUAUAAUAAAUAUGAUGAAGAUGUUCGCCUCAUCAAAAAUUUGGGGGUCAGAAUAUACAAGUUUUCAAUAUCAUGGUCGAGAGUGCUGCCUACUGGAUCCGGUUCAGUUAAUCAGCAGGGAUUAGAUUAUUAUAAAAAUCUUAUACAAGAAUUAAAAUCCAACAACAUAGAGCCUAUGGUAGUUUUAUAUGAUAAUGAUUUACCUUUAGAAUUAGAGAAACAUGGUGGAUGGCUGAAUUUACAAACUAUCAAUGCAUUUAUUACGUAUGCACAGAUCUGUUUUUCCAACUUUGGGAACGACGUUAAAAGUUGGAUUACCAUUAAUGAGCCUUUGCAAACAGCAGUAUUUGGUUAUGGAUAUGGUUCAACACCACCCGGAGUUUACGGACCGGGAUCGAAUCCCUACACUGUAGUUCACAAUAUGAUCAAGGCGCAUGCUCAAGUAUAUGAUUUAUAUAGGAGACUAUUCUCUAACCAAACAGGUGAGAUUGGCAUUUCGGUUACGAGCCAUUGGAUUCAACCAAAAUAUCCAGAACUUGAAGUGGAUAAAAACAGCCAAGAACGAUCACUUCAAUUCAUGAUUGGUGCUUACCUCGAUCCAUUAUUAAGUGGAUCUGGUGACUACCCGGAUGUAGUUAAACAAUUGAUUAGUGGGAAGUCAACCGGUACCUCCAGACUUCCGCUUUUUACCGAUGCUGAAUUAGUUCGCAAUAAAGGUUCACUGGAUUUUAUUGGUGUCAACUAUUACUCUACUCUAGUAGAAACACAUAAAAUACUCAACUGCAAUCCUCCCCACGUAAAAUGUGAUAGUAAUAGUGUUAAGACUGGUGAAUCAUCAAUGGAUGGAAAUGGUUUACGAAGGUUAUUAAAGUGGAUAAAAAGACGUUAUAACAAUACAAAGGUGUAUAUAACAGAAGAUGGGUACAGUGAUAAAAAUAAAACAUUUGAUGAUAGAAACAGACAAGAAUAUGUCAAAGACCAUCUUAAUUCUGUAUUAAAAGCUGUUAUAAAAGAUGAUUGCAAUGUGAAAGGAUUUAUAUACAAAGCUUUGAUAGAUGGUUUCGAAGGGAAGGAUGGAUACAGCACAAAAACUGGUCUGUAUCAAGUCGACUUCCAAGAUUCUGACAGAAAACGAUCUCCUAGAUCCUCAGCUAGGUUGUUUAAACAGUUAGUGGAGGAUAAUGGAUUCAAAAUGGGAUAUCCAGGAAAAGCUGGAUUAUCUACUGGACAAGUUCCUUAUGAAGAUCCACUGGAUAUUUACUUCGAUAAAUUUCCUGACGAUUUUGACUGGGGAGUUGGAACUGCGGCUUAUGCAGUAGAAGGGGCAUGGAAUACAGACGGUAAAGGGCCGAGUAUAUGGGAUACAGCAACUCACUCACCUGAUUAUACUGAGAAUGGUGAUAUCAGUGCUGAUCAGUAUCAACAUUAUAAAGAAGAUGUUCAACUCAUCAAGAAACUUGGUGUCAGCACGUACAGUUUUUCAAUUUCAUGGAGUCGAAUAUUACCUAAAGGCGAAUUGGCGUCAUAUAAUGUCAAGGGUAUGACUUAUUAUAAGAAUUUGGUGGAUGAAUUGAAGAAGAACAAUAUCGAACCAAUGGUGACGUUAUAUUAUAGAGAUAUGCCACAAGUAUUGGAGGAUCAAGGUGGUUGGUUGAAUUCCUCUACUAUAGAAUAUUAUAAAAUAUAUGCCGAUAAAUGUUUUGAGGAAUUGGGCAGCAAGGUUAAAAUGUGGUUGACAUUCAACAGUCCACAGGGGUUUAUUUAUCAUGGUUAUGGUGAUGGUGUUCAGGCUCCACACAAGAAGGACUUGGGUAAUUCAGUGUACAUUGUUGCUAAAAAUGUUUUACUAGCUCAUGCCCACGUACACAAACUGUAUCAAAAUACAUACAAAUCACAACAAAAUGGCACAGUUGGAAUUGCACCUAACUUCCUUUGGAUAGAACCGAAAACAAAGAGCCAAGAAGAUGUUGAUGCAGCUGACAGAUGGAUGCAGAGUUUCAUUGGGAUGUUUCUAGAACCUAUAUAUGGAUCAGGAAACUACCCAGAAGUUCUUAUACGUCAACUAAAUACCAAAAGUCGAGAUCAAGGAUUAACAGCAAGUCGCUUGAUACCUUUGAGUCAAGAUGAGCAGAAUCUUAUCAGAGGUAGCUCCGAUUUCCUGGGAAUGAGUUUUUUCACCACAAUGUAUGGUAAACAUCACCAAUACGACAAGACUUUACCGCCGAAUGUUAAACAAGAUCAAGAUGUUGAGUUGUCAUAUGAUCUGUCUUCCCUCGGAGCAAGAAAUUCCAGUGAAGGUAACAUGGCAUACAGAACAACACCACUCAGUCUAAGAAAGAUGUUGAAUUGGGUCAAGUAUAAUUAUAACAAUACACCAGUUUAUAUCACAGAAAGUGGUUAUUAUGAUAACAAUGGUAGUCUUGUUGAUGAACAUAGAAUACAUUAUCAUAGAUUGUAUACCAAUAAUGUUCUUAAAGCUAUAAAGCUAGAUGGAUGUGAUGUUAAAGGAUACGUGGUAAAAUCUUUGUUAGAUGGUUUUGAAUGGGAAUUUGGAUACAGAACAAAAUAUGGUUUAUAUAGCGUUGAUUUUAAUGAUACGGACAGAAAACGCACUGCCAGAGCAUCGGCUCAUUGGUACUCUAUCUUGACAAAAGAGAAUGCCUUCAACAAAGGUUUUACUCAGAAAGGUGGUUGGGGUGUCGCUCCACAGUACAUUGACCAGUUUUAUUAUGAUAAAUUUCCCGAUGAUUUUGUGUUCAGUAGUGCAACAUCUUCAGCACAGAUAGAGGGGGCGUGGAAUGAAGAUGGUAAAGGAGUCGGUAUUUGGGAUACAUUUUCACAAGCUGGUCAUUGCAAGGAAAAUGCUACAGCGAAUAUUGCUUGUGAUAGUUACCACAAAUAUAAAGAAGAUGUCCAAAUGCUGAAAAAACUUGGAGUUAAAUCGUACAGAUUUUCCAUCUCAUGGCCACGCAUAAUGAGUGAUGGAACUCCGGCAACCACUAACGAUAAGGGAAUAGAAUAUUAUAAUAACGUUAUUGACGAGUUAUUAGAAAACGGCAUCAAGCCAGUAGUUACUAUAUAUCAUUGGGAUCUGCCUCAAGCUUUACAAGAUCAUGGUGGAUGGUUGAAUGAUUCCAUCAUUGAACACUUCAGAAAAUAUUCAGCUGUCCUUUUUGAAAAGUUUGGCGAUCGGGUUGACAUGUGGAUAACACUCAAUGAACCCUGGGUGUUCACAGUAAUUGGUUAUGGUACAGGAGAUCAUGCACCUGGUUUUAAAGAGCUGGGAAGAAAUCCGUAUAUAACAGCACAUAAUGCUAUACGAGCACAUGCUGAAGCUUAUCACCAGUAUCAUGAUGUAUAUAACGGCACAGGAAGAAUCGGAAUAACUCUGAAUAUUGAUUGGACAGAACCUGUUGAUAGAUACAAUAUGUUGGACGUGGAAGCAGCUGACAACAGCGUACAGACAUUCUUAGGAUGGUUUGCUCACCCGAUAUACGUCAAUGGCGACUAUCCACAAGUAAUGAAAGAUAUAGUUAGUAGAAAUAGCAAAGGACAGAAUCUACCUAAAUCACGCCUCCCUGAAUUUACUGCUGAAGAGAAAGAAAGAAUCAAUGGUACAUCUGAUUUUUUUGGAAUGAAUUCAUACACUUCUGGUAUUGCACGGGCUGAAGAUCCCAUAGAAGCGGCUAAACAAAAACCCAAUUAUUUUGGCGACAGAGGUGCAAUUAUUUAUGCAGAUCCAGAUUGGAAACCAUCGGGAUCCAGUUGGCUACAUGUGGUACCAUGGGGUAUUAGAAGAAUAUUAAAUUGGGUGAGAAAUAAUUAUGGUGUAAGAGAUAUAUUAAUUACUGAAAAUGGUGUCUCCGAUAACAACUCAACACUGGAUGACUUUUCAAGGAUUUACUUCUUCACUAAUUAUAUAAAUGAAGUGCUCAAAGCUGUAAAACUAGACGGCGUUCAGGUAAUCGGAUAUACUGCAUGGUCACUUAUGGACAAUUUUGAAUGGGCUGAAGGUUAUACGGAAUAUUUUGGAUUAUACUCGGUGAACUUCGAUGACCCAAACAGACCAAGGACUCCAAAGAGAUCUGCUCAGCUAAUUCAUCAGAUUAUACAGGAUAACGGAUUUAUCAAAGGAUCUAAAACAGAUCCAGCAAGACCAAAUGAUAUACCAUAUGAAAACAAAUUAUAUGCGGGAGACUUUCCCUCGAUGUUUUCAUGGGGCGCUGGUACAACUGCUUACAAUGUAGAAGGUGGAUGGGAAGCUGGUGGAAAAGGAGCGAGUACACUUGAUACUUUUUAUCACAAAACACCCAAAGAAGCAAAUGGUGAUGUGGCUGCUAAUAGUUAUGGGAAUUAUAUGGAUGAUAUCAUGGCAUUGAAAGAAAUUGGUGCAUCUCAUUAUUUCCUCUCAAUAUCAUGGUCACGUAUUAUGCCAAUGGGAUCAAAAGACAACAUAAAUCAACCUGGAAUAGAUUAUUACAAUAAAGUCUUGAAGUCAUUACAUGAACACAAUAUCAAACCAAUGGUAACCUUAUUUGCGUGGGAUCUACCUGAUGUUAUUGAAACACAGUAUGGUGGGUGGUUGAAUGCCUCUACCAUAGAUUUAUUUGAAGAGUAUGCUCGAGUCUGCUUUAAAAUGUUUGGCUAUCGGGUCAAGCAUUGGAUGACUUUCGACGAACCAGGACGAUCAGCAUACUUUGCCUAUGAACUUGGUAAAUUACCACCUGGUAAAAUGGAAAAUACCGUUGAAAUGUACAGAGCUGUACAUAAUAUCAUCAAAGCACAUGCUCGAGUAUAUCAUAUGUAUCACAAGGAAUUCAGGCGUUUACAAAAAGGUCAUGUGGGAAUAAAGCUACGAAGAGAAUGGUUUUUACCCAAGGAUUUUAGAAAUCCUGCUGAUAAUGACGCUCUGUGGAGGUUUUUUGAGUUUGAGUAUGGGUGGGUAGGUGAUCCUAUCAUCAAAACAGGAGAUUAUC